This is a messenger RNA of Pseudophryne corroboree (corroboree frog), 3318 nucleotides long. RefSeq names its product zinc finger protein OZF-like. Lineage: Eukaryota; Metazoa; Chordata; Amphibia; Anura; Myobatrachidae. The coding region runs from base 229 to 1764 and encodes 511 amino acids. The record is from RefSeq and is a predicted model, not a curated record. The transcript has 7 exons.
ACACACCACGUGCUGCUUGACGGGACUUCCGGUCUGGUGCAGCCACAUCCGGCCUGUGCGUUCCAAUUUACUUCCGUGCUGUGCGUUCCACAUUACGUCCGGGUACCAGUUUCCCGGGACUCCUCCUGCUGCUAGCGCCGUAUCGCGGAAGUUACUGUACAUUCCGCAGUGGAAAACACCAAGGAGUGGGAGUAUAUAGAGGAACACAGGGGUCUGUACAAGGACGUGAUGGAGAAUCACCAGCCCCUCACAUCACCGGAUGGAGCCAGUAACAGGAAUACCCCAGCGAGAUGUCCCCGUCCUCUUUAUUCCCAGGAUUAUACAGAGGAGAAUCACAGUGUCCAACAGGAGGAUCAGGGUGACAAUCUGAUUAAUAUUAAGGUAGAAGCUAUAAAAGAGGAAGAAGAGACGUAUGUGAGGGGUGAUCAGCAGUGUAAGGAGGAGGAAAUCCCUACAGAUGGAGCCAGUAACAGGAAUAUUCCAGAGAGAUGUCCCCGUCCUCUUUAUUCCCAGGAUCAUACAGAGGAGAGUCACAGUGUCCCACAGGAGGGUCAGGAUGAAGCCUUUACUACUACUACUACUACUACUACUAAAGUAGAAGAUAUAAAAGAGGAAGAAGAGACGUAUGUGAGGGGUGAUCAGCUGUGUAAGGAGGAGGAAAUCCCUACAGGUAUCAGCACAUAUGGAUGCAGAAGCAGGAAUACCUCGGAGAGUCAUCUUUUAUCUUCAUGUUAUAAAAUAGAAGAUAACAUCGUCCAAAAUUCUGCAGGAGAAACCCCUAUUACACUAAAUGCACAGCCGGUGUUGGACAGAGGAGAUACGUCAUCUGAUCCCUCUAAUCAUAAAGAUUGUUCUGCUGAUACGUUAGAUGAUGUUACACAGAGCACAAGCCCUACAGGUGCUAAAAGGUUUCCCUGUUCUGAAUGUGGGAAAUGUUUCUUCUAUCUUUCAAGCUUUGUUAAACAUCAGAGAACUCACACAGGUAGGAAUCCAUUUCCAUGUUCUGAGUGUGGGAAAUGUUUCAAACAUAAAUCACAUCUCGCUUUACAUCUUAGAGUUCACACAGGUGAGAAACCGUUCUCUUGUUCUGAGUGUGGGAAAUGUUUUGCACGGAAGUCCGCUCUUGUUACACAUCAGGGAAAUCACACAGGUGAGAGGCCAUUUCCAUGCUCUGAGUGUGGGAAAUGUUUUAGACGUAAAUCACGUCUUGUUCUACACCGGAGAACUCACACAGGUGAGAAGCAAUUUUCAUGCUCUGAGUGCGAGAAAUGUUUUAUAUAUAAAUCCGAUCUUGUUACACAUCAAAGAUCUCAUACAGGUGAUAAACUAUUUCCAUGCUUUGAUUGUGGGAAAUGUUUUACUCAGAAAGCAGGUCUUGUAAGACAUCAGAGAAGUCACACAGGUGAAAAGCCAUUUCCAUGUUCUGUGUGUGGGAAAUGCUUUACACAUAAAUCAGGUCUUGCUGUACAUCAGAGAAGUCACACAGGUGAGAAGCCGUUUCCAUGCUCUGAGUGUGAGAAAUGUUUUACAGAUAAAUCAGCUUUUGUCAGACACCAAAGAACUCACACAGGUGAGAAGCCGUUUCCGUGCUCUGAGUGUGAGAGAUGUUUUACAGAUACAUCUUCUUUAAUCAGACAUCAGAGAACUCAUACAGGUGAGAAGCCAUAUUCAUGCUCUGAGUGUGGGAAAUGUUUUACACAAAAAACAACCCUUGUUGUACAUCAGAGAAUUCACACAGGAAAAAAAAACAUUACUGUGAGGUGAUAGACAACCUAGGGUUGCAGUCAUAAUCUGAUUAUUAUGAUGAUGGUGAUAUUAUUAGUGUAAAUGAUAAAUUAGUGUAAACCUAUAUUUACUGUUUGUGUUGACAUCACCGAUUUCUAGAGGGCCUUUUAAAGCUUCCCUCACACAGUAUAGUAACGUUAUAAUUUAAUUACCAUGUACAGGCAUAGGUAUAAUGUGUUUCAUCAAUAGAAGACUUGAACAUACAGCAAUUUCAUACUAUUAGACAUUGGGUAUCACUGUGCAUAGUAUUAAGAUCACGUUGUUUUAUAAGGUCCUAAAUAACAUAUAAUAAGUGAAAAAGUAUAUCUAUCUGUUUGUCCUUUAUGCAAGGCCAGUGUUUAUGGACCCUAAAUAAUGCACACUGCACACAUUGCCCAAGAAUGGUUUGGGUUUGAGGAACAUGAUGAGUGUUGUCCUGGUCUCCAAAUUCACCAGAUCUCAAUCCUCUUAAGCAUCUGUAGUAUGGGUUAGAUUAAUGCCUAUGCUCCAUGAUAGCUCCAGCUCACAAUUUACAGGAGAUGCUGGUAACAUCCUGGUUCUGGAUACCACAGUGCACCUUUAGAGGUCUUGUAGAGUCCAUGCCUCGGCCGGUCAGAGGAGUGUAGGUGGCACAUGGGGGAGCAACAGUGAAUUAGAGGACCAAUCAGAUUCUACUUAACAUUUAUCUAGCUGUUACUAGAAGAUAAUAAAUAGAAUCUGAAUCCCACCUUAGUACGUUUAACCCUUUGAGAUGCUUUCUCACCCCUGUGCUGUGUUUAUUUAGACAACAUGAGUAUCUGUGAUGGCUUUAUGCAGCACCCACAUAAAUUAUAUAUUUGGGGGGGUUUUUUGUAGAAGGCUUUUCAUUCCCAGGAAAUGCCAUUCCACUUUGAGCAUUCCUAUUGAUAUGGCAAAAUAAAAUCUUCCCAAAAUGGCUGAAGAAAUGUUUUUGUUUUUGAAAAAUUGAGGGAGUAAAUUCAAGGUUUUUAAAAAAUUUUUUUUUAUUGUUUUUAUAAACUUUACCGAGAAAUUUGUAGCUUUUGGUUCUGCAUUGAUCACCUUUCCAAAACUAAAAUAGCCCAUUGUUUUUUGUAUUAAAAUCUUCCGUUGACCCCAGUUGCAGGGUAAUCCCAAGUGUCUGGCUGACGGGGUGUGUUACGGCACUGAUGUCUGUAGUGCAGUGAGCUAAGCCCCACCCCCUCCGUGACAUCCUGAUUCUCUCCCAGCCCGCACCCGCAGUAACAACUGAGGAUAGUUCUUGUAAGAACUACAGCAUAACAAACAGUGGAGACAGCUAUUCUGUGGCUUAUACAACAUCCAUGAGAUGCAACCUAUCAAUUCAUUGAAAACCAGCGCCAUUAUUGCAAGAACUUCAUGAUGUGAUCGAUUAUUCUAAAGAAUGCCCCCAAAAUGGCUGCCUGUGUCACUGACAAUUGUAGUUUGUAUGUGACACCUUUUAUAAAUGUGAUUAUUUUUAUAUUUCUGUUAUAUCUAUUGGGGGGGUAUCUAAUCAGGUGUGCACAUUCUUUUGGCCAAUAAAAAUGGGCACCAUUU